Linum tenue is the source of this 1689-nucleotide messenger RNA. NCBI's taxonomy places the organism in Eukaryota, Viridiplantae, Streptophyta, Magnoliopsida, Malpighiales, Linaceae. The record is from the annotation of a GenBank genome assembly.
GCCGUCCGGUGACUCCCCAAAUCACCAUGUUUUGGCGUCACCUUUAAGCGAACUGACGAUCUCAUCCUUCCCAAUCUCAUCCUUCCGCCCCAGGUAGCGCUAGCGCUAACGCCAACGCCAACGCCAACAUGCUAGACAGUAGUUCCUAUUUUACUCAUCACUCCCCGACCUGACCGCCUGCUCUGUAGAACGAGUCGUUCGUUACUGAUCACUUUUCGGACGCACUCGCUCUCUCUUUCAAGAUUUCUCCAUCUUCUUCUCGAGCUUCAGAAAUGUCGACGGUUUGGCGGAGAGGGAUACACUAUUUGGAGAGGCUGAAAGCGGCCAAUAUUCCCAACGAGCUGAUCGAGAAUGGCCAGAACCGAGUGAUAGACGCUUCCCUCACUCUAAUCCGCGAGAGAGCAAAGCUCAAGGCAGAGCUUCUGCGUGCUUUGGGAGGUGUCGUGGCAUCUGCUUCUCUGCUUGGAGUGCCACUGGGACAUAACUCUUCAUUCCUUCAGGGCCCAGCUUUUGCUCCUCCUCGAAUUAGGGAGGCCAUAUGGUGUGAUAGCACCAAUUCAACUACAGAAGAAGGGAAAGAAUUGCACGAUCCACGGGUUCUGACUGAUGUUGGUGAUGUCCCUGUGCAAGAGAUCAGAGAUUGUGGUGUGAAUGACGACAGGUUAAUGAAUGUCAUCAGCGACUCUGUCAAGCUUGUGAUGGAAGAGGCACCAUUACGGCCAUUGGUUUUGGGUGGCGAUCAUUCAAUAUCGUUUCCAGUAGUGAGAGCUGUUUCUGAGAAACUUGGAGGGCCAGUAGAUAUCCUUCAUCUUGAUGCUCACCCGGAUAUCUAUCAUUCAUUUGAAGGAAAUAAAUACUCUCAUGCGUCUUCAUUUGCCCGGAUUAUGGAAGGGGGUUAUGCUCGCCGACUUCUCCAAGUGGGCAUAAGAUCAAUUACGAAGGAAGGUCGCGAACAAGGCAAAAGGUUCGGAGUAGAACAGUACGAAAUGCGAACUUUCUCUAGAGAUAGAGAGUUCCUCGAAAAUCUGAAACUGGGGGAAGGGGUGAAAGGCGUGUACAUCUCAAUAGACGUGGACUGUCUGGACCCUGCCUUUGCUCCUGGUGUUUCUCACAUAGAGCCAGGCGGUCUCACUUUCCGCGACGUUCUCAACAUCCUCCACAACCUUCAAGCCGAUGUCGUGGCUGCAGAUGUAGUGGAAUUCAAUCCACAGAGAGACACAGUUGAUGGAAUGACCGGCAUGGUUGCUGCUAAGCUGGUCAGAGAAUUGGCUGCAAAAAUUUCCAAGUGAUAGAAAACCUCUCGACCGGGCUGGCUACUAGGACAAGAUAUUCUGUCUUAAACUUUAAGAUUUAACAGACUUGAUUCAAGGAGUGAUUUUUGGUGUCAGCCUUGCUGCUGAAGAAGCACCGCGGUAAGACUAUAAGAGUUGUAACUUGUACGUGUUUCAUGCCAUGAACAUUGUUGUUUGUCCCCCAAUGGCGUGGAAGAUCAACUUUGAGUAAACAUUCUGGUAGCUCAGAGUAUCAAGAAGCUGAAUAAAGUUUAAAAUAUCUAUUGGCACUGAUGUUUAGGUACUUGAUUUUGCUAUUUUCUUAUCACUAGCGCAGAACCCGGCCUAAUGGCCGGAUGAGGUUAAUACGAUGUAUUUGUUAUUGGUAUAAGUUUGAUACAGGAUGACCUAAAGUGAC